AUGAAAGUCUCUAUGGCUUUAAAGGGCCUGAUUUUCCUUGCCGCUAUGAUAUGGCCUUGCACUGGGAUCAUCAGUGGAGUGCAAAUAAAUUGUUCUAUGGACUGGUUGAUGAUCACGAUUACACCAUGGGUGCACAGCAAGAAUCUGUAUCUGUUUGCCGAUGAAUUUUACCUGGGUUUGGGUUGCCCCGUGACUCGAAUACAAACAUAUGCAUAUGAUUUUAUAUAUCCUGUUAAUGAAUGUGGCAUCAGAACAAAGGUUGUUUCAGAGGAUACCCUCCUUUUUCAAACUGAGCUGUACUUUAUCCCAAGGAAUAAGCUUUGUGACAGUCAGAAAAUCCCUUUGGAGUGUUCUGCCUCUAGGAAAUCAGUGUGGCUUAAGCCAGUUUCUACUGCUAAUGAGAUAAAGUUGAAUCCCAGUCCCUUUAUGACUGACUUUGAGCCAACACCAGAAGAGUUAGGUUUGUUAGGUUAUAGUGAAAAUGGCUUCCUCCCUUAA
This is a messenger RNA of Choloepus didactylus (southern two-toed sloth), 498 nucleotides long. RefSeq names its product oocyte secreted protein 2 (gene OOSP2). NCBI's taxonomy places the organism in Eukaryota, Metazoa, Chordata, Mammalia, Pilosa, Megalonychidae. The transcript is spliced from 4 exons. The record is from RefSeq and is a predicted model, not a curated record. Bases 1 to 498 code for a protein of 165 amino acids.